Nasonia vitripennis (jewel wasp) is the source of this 2165-nucleotide messenger RNA. RefSeq names its product aspartate--tRNA ligase, mitochondrial (gene AspRS-m). The record is from RefSeq and is a predicted model, not a curated record. The transcript is spliced from 10 exons. Gene Ontology annotation, biological process: aspartyl-tRNA aminoacylation. The coding region runs from base 141 to 2090 and encodes 649 amino acids. Lineage: Eukaryota; Metazoa; Arthropoda; Insecta; Hymenoptera; Pteromalidae. Gene Ontology annotation, molecular function: aspartate-tRNA ligase activity; ATP binding; nucleic acid binding. Gene Ontology annotation, cellular component: mitochondrion; cytoplasm.
UAAGCAUCAGGUCGAGAUGGUUACCGACCCUGCGGUAAACUAAACGCUUGCUCAACGUUUUUGCAAUAAGUACUUUGCUGUUAUAACUUACCACUGAGACUGAUCAAUUAGUAAAUUCAUUUACUCGUUAAAUAGCAAUAAUGUUUGUGAGAAGUAAAUUUUUGCGCUGCUUAUGUCAGCAGAGUUUCGUGAAAUAUCGCCAAACUACUGCAGAGUGUUCAAAAUGCCUGCAGUACGUUUACAGAAUGAGCGCAAGUGCACACACCCAACAAAUACCAACACAGAAAGUAAAAAUUAAGCCAAAGGUAUCGGUAGAAGCAGUCAAUAAAUUUGUUAAUAGGACUCACACGUGUGGAGAAUUAACUAUUUUCAAUUCCAACGAGAAUGUGACUCUCUGUGGAUGGUUGGAGCAUGAAAGGUUGGGCAAGUUCCUCAUACUGCGUGACUCCUAUGGAUCUACUCAAUGUAUCAUUGAUGAUGAUAAAGCUGACCUGCGAAAAUUGCUACUGGACUUGCCUCUUGAAACAGUUUUGACUGUAAAUGGAACUGUUGUUCCAAGACCUGAAGGCCAAUGUAAUCCAAAACUAAAAACAGGUGAAAUCGAGGUACAAGUGGAAUCAUUGGAAAUUUUGAACACAGCUAAGCAACCGUUGCCCUUUUCAAUUAGACACUUUAACAAGGCAAAAGAAUCACUUCAAAUGCAGUACAGAUAUUUAGCUCUUAGAUUUCCUGAAUUGCAAAGGAAUUUGAGGCUGAGAUCAUGGGUGACUAUGAAGAUGAGAGAGUAUUUAAUCAAUCAAUGUGAAUUUGUUGAUGUGGCUACACCAACUUUAUUUAGAAAAACUCCAGGUGGUGCUCAAGAAUUUGUUGUUCCAACUAAACAUUUAGGGAAGUUUUAUUCUCUUGUUCAGAGUCCACAACAAUUCAAACAGUUACUUAUGGUAGGUGGUAUUGAUAGAUAUUUUCAAAUGGCUCAAUGUUAUAGAGAUGAAGGUUCUAGACAAGACAGGCAGCCUGAAUUUACACAAUUAGAUAUCGAAAUGUCUUUUGUAGACCGAGAAGACAUAAUGGAUUUGACUGAAAACUUGAUUGCUAAUAGUUGGCCUGAAUCAGUAGAAAAACAUUAUCCACCAUUUCCAAGAUUGACUUAUGAAGAAUCAAUGGAGACCUAUGGUACUGAUAGUCCGGACUUAAGAAUACCUGGAAGAAUUCAUAGUAUUACUGACAUAGCACAUAAUGCUGGAGAUGGAUUUGAUUUAUCAUGUGAAUUGUAUGCAGCUGUAUUCAGUGGACAACAGGAAUUCUUGACUAAAUCAGCCAAAGAGCAACUAAUUAGAUUAGCUGAACAAGCAUUUCCAAAAGCCAAAUUGGUAAAGCACAAAGUCAAGGAUCUAGAGUUGAAUGGACUUAGUUAUUUACUUUCUGGAUUAACAAGGCAAAACAUUGUCAACCAGUUUAAGUUGCAGGAAAAAGACGUGAUUUUAAUGGCUUAUGGUCCAAAGCAAGAUGCUAGACAACUACUUGGAAAAAUUCGAGUUGAAUUCACAGAUAUUAUGGAAUCAAAAGGACUAACUAUCAGAGAAUCCGGUUAUAAAUUUGCGUGGAUAAUCGAUUUUCCCUUAUUCGAAAUUGAUGAAGAUACUAAAUGUUUGAAAACCACCCAUCAUCCAUUUACUAUGCCUCAUCCUGAGGAUAUGCAGAAUUUAUUAACAGCUCCUUUAAAGGUUCGAGGAUUGCAAUAUGAUUUAACUCUUAAUGGAUCAGAGAUUGGAGGUGGAUCAAUACGUAUUCACCAAAAAGCACUGCAAGAACAAAUUUUUAAGAUGUUGAACAUUGAUCCAUCAACCAUGUAUUAUAUGCUAGAAGCUUUAGACUGCGGUGCUCCUCCACACGGUGGGAUUGCAUUGGGAUUAGAUAGAUACAUGUCCGUGAUUUGUGGAGCGCCUAGUAUCAGAGAUGUCAUAGCUUUUCCAAAAACUAUGGAAGGACGAGAUUUAAUGUCAGGAGCUCCAGCUCGUAUUUCCGAAGAAGACAAAAAGUUGUAUCACAUACAAGUAUCAAAUGAUAACGUAGAUGAAGUUGAGAAAUAAUUUUAAAAACUUGUUUAUCUAAUUCUGUAAAUAGAAUUUUUGUAUAUUAUUAAAAGAUUUUUAUUCAAGUUAAAA